AUGGGUUCUUCUACUAUUCAAUUUCUUCUUCUUCUGUUCGUCUCUUUUUCUAUAUCGGAUGCUCAGCUGCUGCCUCCAUCAACUAUUCCUAAACGUGCUGGAAUAAUCUUCGAUCUUGAGAGAGAUCCAUCAACUCUCCAAUAUAUGAUCAAAAUCAAGCAAGGAACUCCACAAUCUGAAGUAAAACUAGUAGUCGAUCUGGGUGGGAACUUACCCUGGCUAAGUUGUCAUAAAGGACACAACUCAUCAUCAUACCAUCCGGUGAGUUGCUCGUCACCCCAAUGCGUUCUAGCUAACAAACCAACCAGUACACUUGAAUUAUGUAACGGUACUGCUAAUAAUGCAUGCAGCGUUUACAUAAUUAACCCAGUAACUCUGUCUCAUCGCAAAGGUGAGCUCAUUUCAGAUCUUGUUACUGUUGCUUCUAAUCCUGACAGCCAGGAUACACCAGUUUCUUCCCCUCGCCGGUGUGCAUUCGGUUGUGCAACAACUGGUAGUAUCUUAAAUGGGCUUGCAAAAACUUCUAAAGGAGUGGCUGGUCUUGGACGUUCGUCAGCUCUUUCUCUAGUUCCACAACUUGCAGUUGCAUUUCGGUUCUCCCGGAUAUUUGCUCUGGAUUUACACGAUAUCAAUACCGAUGUAAAGUCAGGUGAAACAGGAGGUAAGAUUUAUUUUGGGGGUGGACCUUACAUUCAUUAUUUAUUUGGCUUUGAUGAUUUGAAGGAUAGAGAUUUAACUUACACACCGCUCCUGAUCAACCCAAAAAGUAAGGAGGAAUAUUUCAUUGAUGUGAAAUCGAUCAAGGUACACGGUAUAACUGUACCAAUAAACAAAAAGUUAUUAUCCAUCAACAAGAAAACCGGAAUCGGAGGAACGAAGAUCGACACCCGCAUUCCUUAUACUAGCAUGGAAACAUCGAUCUACAAGGCAUUUACUAAGGCGUAUAUUGAAUGGGCUGAAAGCUUUAACAAUGCCAAUGCUGAAUUGAAUGACUUCCUCAACAUUACUCGGGUUACUCCGGUUGCGCCUUUUACUACAUGUUUUAACUCUUCCACGGUGCCUCUAGUCAGAAUGUUUCAAAAUAAUGAUCCACCAGGUGUAGCUUUCAUCUUUCCUAAAAGUGUAUGGAACAUCUCUUUGUUUGAUAUGGUGAGAGUUAAUGAUGGUGUCGACUGUGUGGGAUUUGUUGACGGAGGUUCAAAGCCUAAGACUUCCAUUGUUAUUGGUGCACGUCAGAUAGGCUUCCUAGAGUUCGAUAUUUCAAGAUCAAGAUUGGGGUUCCAGCAGCCAAAUCUUAGAGAAUUUUAA
Papaver somniferum (opium poppy) is the source of this 1308-nucleotide messenger RNA. RefSeq names its product basic 7S globulin-like. The coding region runs from base 1 to 1308 and encodes 435 amino acids. The record is from RefSeq and is a predicted model, not a curated record. The transcript has a single exon. Lineage: Eukaryota; Viridiplantae; Streptophyta; Magnoliopsida; Ranunculales; Papaveraceae. Gene Ontology annotation, molecular function: aspartic-type endopeptidase activity. Gene Ontology annotation, biological process: proteolysis.